GUUGUUUCAUGAACCGUGUCAACAUUGCUCAUUGUAACAAACAAAUCAUUUUUGGAGAUGCGGAAGUGUGUUUUGCGUAUAUGUACACAGUUCGGUGAGCAGAAGCAUCUGUACCAUGGAGACGAAUUCCGAAGAGACGUUUCUUGUGGCUGAUACAUCUAUUCUUGUUGGGGCCCUUCCGUUCAUUCGCGCAGUCAUUGAAAGUGAAGAAUUACCCUACGUAGUGUACAUCCCAUACGUCGUUCUCACUGAACUGGAUAAAGGCCGGACUGCGGCUCCUGUGAAUCAAUUGAUCAGUCGGUAUAUGAGGCAGCAAAGUAUGAGAUUAUUGGCUCAGAAUGGAACUGAUCACGAUAAAGUGUUUGUGGCAAAGGGCAUUGUAGUUACUAACGACGAUUUGAUUAUGGGUGCAGCGCUUCAGUUGAAGGAGACAGGAAAAUCUGUAAUUUUACUGACUAACGAUCAUAACCUAGUGUCAAAAAGCUGUGCCAACCAACUGAGAGCGAUGACUUCCUUGGACCUGAUGGUGCUGCUCCCAGAAGCUAUUUGUGCAUUAGAAAAGUUUAUUAUGAGAGAUAUACAGGCAUUGUGUCCCCAGCGCGAUAUAAUUGUUAGGUUUACUAUAGAACUAUUGGUUUUCACUCUUAAACUACACCUUGCUUCCGUAGACCCGGACUUACAUUAUUUUGCCACUGCAGACAGGCUUGCAUAUGAGAUCCUGGACCAGGCGACUAAAAAGCAGCUUGCAAGUAAAACGAUGCUACGGAAGGUUAAGGAAAUUAUGAGAAAAUGUCGAGAAAAGGCCGAGAAAGUCUCGAUAGAUGAGGUCCGACGUCUCAUUAAAUAUGCGUGUGCAAUAUCGGAACAAGUAAAGACGAAAAACAUAUUGGCAGUUAAGGUUCUUAAUAUUUAUAAAGGAAUAUAUGCUGGCAUCAAAACAUCAACAAGGCAAACGUACGCUCUAAACUUUGAUCAUCUCAAAAACAAGCAAGUUGGCGUCUCUGAGCUUGGACUAUACAAAGAGCAAAACAAUACUACUAAGAUUAAGGCAGGGAAGCUGCAACAACAGCGACAUCAAUCGACCAGGGAUACGAAAAAAAAGCCAAAGCAAUUAGAGGAAGACACAAGGCAUAGGAGAGAAACGUAUCAUAGGAUGCUUGAAGAUACCGAAAUUAGUGAUGAAGACAUAUUACCAUUUGACACUGAUUCAACAGCGACGGUUAACUUAAUUCCACAGUUAGAAAAUAAUUCCGUUUCCAGACGACUAACUCGUUCCAAAGAAACUAUCGCUACUGAGACCCUAGUUCGAACUUCGAUGAAAUAUGCUUCUAAACAUGAAAUACCGACUAAUUGCCAAGUUCUAGAUAGCGAGGCCGAUAGCGACAAACUGUGGUCGUCUGUGAAACAAGCAACAAAACGAAGCUUUGAGAGGCCGGCGUUCAAUAAGGCAGAGCACAAUCCAAGUGCACAAUUAUCAAGUGCCAAUUUCCACCUACUUUUCGAAAGGCAUGAAGAUUCCAGCAGGAUGGACACGGAAGAAAGCGUUGCAGUUAAACGUCAGCGUCAAAUAGAAAGCAGGAGUUCGACUAUUAUUUCGGAUAAAGAGCCCGUUUAUGAAAUGCUCAAUUCCGCUUGGCAACAUCUCAAUAAUAUAACAGGAAGCUGGGCCUCAUAUUGUAAAAUUGAGUACCCCUUUGCGCACGAACAGAAAUCGCCUGAUCCUACUUACGAUCAUCCUCACCUCAAUCGCUGGUCACAGGUGGUUGCGCAAGUAAGUGAUUUUUACGAGCGUCUCCUAAAAAUAAACUGCACAGUCUCGAAAAGUAUCCAAAUGGAAGUUGCAGGAAGAUUCAAGGAAAACAUUAGCAAAAUUUGGGGACCGCUUGAACAUCUGCCGUGCUCCGUGAGAAUUUCCAGCCCAGCUGAAAUACUCAGCUUUUUUGAGGAUGAUCAUAACAGGGAAUUAAUGAGUAAUGGCUUGGAGCAACUGAAAACUUUCCGCAGGAUCAUUCAACAGUGUGACAAGAAAUUGGUAAAUGAAUUGUUUCAGAGAACGAAAAAACGAGUAUGCAGAUCAAGCGCUAAGGUUACGGCAAAGUCUUCAAAAUCGACUGAUAAAUAAUAUUAUAUUAGUAUGUUUUUGAAAUUCGAGCAAUAGUUUGAAUGAGAGAGAGAGAGAGAGAAAGAGAGCUGUGAAGUCAAACGACAUCGCUUUCAAGCUAUGAUAGUGCCGCAAAGACACGUAAUAGAUACCAUUAACUUGAGAAGCAAUAUUGUAGCCUGUCUCUCUGUUGAACUAUUGAACUGUAAAUACUAAGCAAUCGGUGCUGUAGCACCAGUCCUUCACUAUUUUCCAACGCAAGUACAGGUGACGCUUGAUUCGAAACUUGUGAUAAGGAUCCUUGUAUAAAAAUGUUUUAAUUUAAAUGCUGCUUAAAGUAAAACAUUCCUAUGCAAAGCCAUAUAAGAAAUAAUCAUUUCUUCAUCGUAAAAUUCAGGCAACGAUCGAUUUUUAUAUUUUAGAGAUAAUGGUUAUAUAAUGUUAUGUGCAAUAAAGAAUACCAGUCACGCAAAUAGCUUCCUAUUUAUAUCCAGUUUUGAAUAUCUCUAGUUUUUCCAUAAUAUAUUAUUAUCUGUUUUGGACAAGCAGUCAAUGCCUGUGAGAAGUGGCUUUAGAUUUUCGCCUAUUCACGAAAAGUUACCAAUUAUCUUAGUCGACAUAGUCUUGUAAUCUUACCCAUCUAACUGAAACCAAUCAUAAUGAGUAACUGGCUGUCAGCGGCACGAGGCUGCACUCUUCAACGUCAUACUUUUGGCGGAGUUUAUAAUAGUUGAGAUAAUAUUGAUGGUAAUGCUUGUUUGUUUACGCCAAUUGUAAUUGGUUUAUUGUUUAACUGUAAGGAAAUUGUUUGCAGCUGGUUUACAACGUCGAAAGUGUCGACGUCGUCUUCAUUUAAUUCAAUAUUCUACGCGGUCGACAUGAAUAUUUCAAACUGUUGUUAGCCUGUUUACGCCGUACGUAUAUACAUAAAACUGAAAGGACCGCUCCAGAUAGUAAAAUAGGCAACUUUCCGCACGAUUUUUUUCAUUUGGUGGCGAUGUCUGAACAACGGCCGCGUUAUCGUCGGACCACCUCGGAGAGCCAUUGUAGUAGACAGGAUUUUUAUACAUCAAGACAAUAAAUCAUUUUCAAACUAAACUAAAACAUGUUUUGCGCAUUUCUGAGCAGAUCGCAAAGGAUUUCACAAAAAAGUCUGCCUAAGAGAUAAAUACAUAAACAUUUAAGAAUAUAAAGCUUGAAAUUUGUCUGCACGUGCUUUGGAGAGCGUCGCUUUCAUCGCACUGUGCGUUUACACGAACGAUGCAGUUUUUCACGAAAGCGUAUAAGAUGGCCAGAUCUAAAUAACAGGAUAGAAGCGCCAGCAAACUGCCUUUUCUGCAUACAGUAUAUUACAAAACGUACAAAGCAGGUUCGCUGACAUUAGUCCCACAUAAGCGUUUAGCAAGCAAUUUAGUUGGAUGGCCAGAUUCACCAAAGGUGGUAUACGCUAGACAGCACCUACUGUUUAUUAUGGGUGGCUAGAAAUGUUUCCGGUCACCGAGAUUACUUCUGCUAAGACCAUUGAAGAUCUCGGAAAUGAUUUACUGCGAGUGCCAAUCCCGGUAGAAUUGUUUCAUAUAACUAAACUCAGUUCGUUAAUUCUUCGCGUAGACAUUUCUUGUUCUAUGUCGAGCUAGAAUAUUAUUUGGGCCUAAAAAUUGACGCAGGAUACUCUUUAGAGUUUUUAUGGAAAGGGCUCACGCGAAUUAGGCUUGAGCAGGUUACGGCCGUAUUCAUGAAAACUCUGUACUACGGUCGUUUACUGUUGUAGCUUGGUAGCAGUCAUUUUCAAUUUUGACCAGAGAAAAUCAAUAACAAAGGCAAUAUGUGAAAAAUCAACUUGCAUCAGCCAGAACACAAUCAACUCAAUAGUACGAGGACCUCAGUAAAGCUACCUCUUCGUGUAUGGAAUUGAAACACUAAAGGCAAACUAGAAGGUUUAAGUGACACCCGCAGAGAAGUUAUAAAAUUGUCUUAGAGAAGAACAUAAUAAAACACAUUUAAUGGAGUAUAUUAAAUGUAUCCCUAUCAUCAUAGUUGUUGAAAUAAAUCACUCAUUCAUGUGAG
This is a messenger RNA of Varroa destructor (honeybee mite), 4168 nucleotides long. RefSeq lists its product as uncharacterized. The record is from RefSeq and is a predicted model, not a curated record. NCBI's taxonomy places the organism in Eukaryota, Metazoa, Arthropoda, Arachnida, Mesostigmata, Varroidae. Gene Ontology annotation, cellular component: nucleus.